Zea mays is the source of this 784-nucleotide messenger RNA. RefSeq lists its product as uncharacterized. The record is from RefSeq and is marked validated. Lineage: Eukaryota; Viridiplantae; Streptophyta; Magnoliopsida; Poales; Poaceae. Bases 71 to 580 code for a protein of 169 amino acids. The transcript has 6 exons.
CAGGAAAUCCCCUCUGGUCUCCCCGUCCCCCAUUCCACCCGCCGCCGCCGACGCGCCGCGCCUGUUCAAGAUGAAUGUGGAGAAGCUCAAGAAGAUGGCGGGUGCUGUGCGCACUGGAGGAAAGGGCAGCAUGCGCAGGAAGAAGAAGGCAGUCCACAAGACCGCAACCACCGAUGACAAGCGGCUUCAGAGCACGUUGAAAAGAAUUGGAGUGAACACUAUUCCUGGUAUUGAGGAGGUCAACAUCUUCAAGGAUGAUAUUGUUAUCCAAUUCCAGAACCCUAAAGUGCAAGCAUCCAUUCCUGCAAAUACAUGGGUAGUCAGUGGAGUACCCCAGACAAAAAGUCUACAAGACCUUCUGCCAACAAUUAUCAACCAACUGGGCCCUGAUAACCUGGAGAACCUCAAGAGGCUUGCUGAGCAUUUCCAGAAGCAGGUACCUGGUGCCGAAGCCAGCGCCAGUGCAGCUGCACAGGAUGAUGACGAUGUCCCUGAGCUUGUCCCAGGAGAGACAUUUGAGGAGGCUGCGGAGGUGAAGGAGGUGCCUGAAGCGGAACCGGAAGAGAAGAAAGAGUCGUAAUUUUGUUGCGUGUCAUAUCCAUUGUUUGUGAAGGGUCGUUAUGUGUUACCAUACACCAUGGGAGAGACCUGGUCAUCUAUGAACCCCCUGAUGUUCCUCAUUCGUUUACAUGUCCUCCAGUUUUUCAGUUUCUUAUUUACCUGGGUUUUGGUCCAAACCUGACAACUCAGCAUUUGGUUUGGCGUCAAUUGUGCUUCAGGUUCC